CUAAAUCCGUGACAAGAAGAAAAUCGGAGCAGCACGCUCUCUCGAUUCCCGGAAAUGCCUCUGUUCAAUCGCGAUAAGCGCGUGCAAUUUUCUCGGAGAAUGAUUUCCUGAGAUUCUCCUUCAUCCUCUCGGGUCCUUCUCCUCCGUGAUUCCGAGCUAGAACCAAGUCAGCGAGUAUGCAUUCGCUGAGUCUGAAGGCUUUCGGCGACGUCAAUGCGGGGGCGAGGAGGUGUUUGUCGUCCGAGGCGAGCCGGAGGAGAGAGUGGCUGAAUUGCAGAGAGACCCAGAGGAAUUGCAGGAUUUUCGCUUCUUCCUCGGAGAGGGGCGGUGGCGGUGCGGGGGGAGGGGGCGGGGAGAGCAAGAGUUCGAGCUUGAGCUCCAGCUCCAGCGCCAGUUCGUUCCUCAUACGGAGCCAGACUUAUGCUCUGCUGAAGCAGCAAAUGGAGGUCGCCGCCAAAUCUGAGGACUAUAAGGAAGCUGCUCGAAUUCGUGAUUCAUUGAAGCUGUUUGAGGAAGAGGAGCCGGUUCUUCGCCUGAGAAUGUUAAUCAAGGACGCAGUCACUGAUCAGAGGUUUGAGGAUGCAGCUAAAUAUCGCAACGAGCUGAAAGAAAUUGCUCCCCAUUCGCUCUUGAAAUGUUCAAGCGAUGCAACAACCUUGGGUAUCAGGAUUCAAGUGAGGAGUGUCUACAUCGAGGGGCGGAGUCAGCCUUCCAAAGGGCAGUACUUUUUUGCUUAUAGGAUCAGAAUUACCAACAAUUCAGAUCGACCAGUUCAACUUCUUAGAAGACACUGGAUCAUAACUGAUGCCAAUGGCAAAGUUGAGAACUUAUGGGGAAUUGGAGUUAUAGGCGAACAACCCGUUAUGCUACCCGGGACUAGUUUUGAGUACUCAUCUGCAUGCCCACUCUUCACGCCCAGUGGAAGAAUGGAAGGCGACUUUGAGAUGAAACACGUUGACAAGGUGAAGUCGCCGACGUUCAACGUGGCUAUCGCACCGUUCUUGCUCUCCGCUUUUGGGGAUGACUCCGAUGCUUUCUGAUAUCCCAGAGGUUUCUGCUCGAGACAGACCCGACAUUGAAGCGGCUCUUUGCUCCGAUCGAAUUUCUUGUAAACUAUUCUCAUGGUAGGAACUGUAUAGCGAAGUAGCAACGUCCAGUUGUACAGAUCAACUUCCUCUAGUGGAAUAUGAGCUCUCGUUUCCUUUUCCUCUGUUUCUUUUUUUCCCGUGCUUGGACGGACAUGGUCAAAGAUACGCAUAGUUUUUUUCAAUAAGGAAGAAGAUUUGACGGUGCAUUGAUGCUCUUGGA
This is a messenger RNA of Rhodamnia argentea, 1308 nucleotides long. RefSeq lists its product as uncharacterized. The record is from RefSeq and is a predicted model, not a curated record. Gene Ontology annotation, molecular function: protein binding. Bases 177 to 1040 code for a protein of 287 amino acids. The transcript is spliced from 6 exons. Lineage: Eukaryota; Viridiplantae; Streptophyta; Magnoliopsida; Myrtales; Myrtaceae.